AUGCAUACAUCACCGGAAAAAGCCGCCCAAGUAAUCGCCUUAAUCGAAAAUGGACUGAAACAGAGAGCUGUAGCUCGGCAACUGCAUAUGACACGUGGAGCGGUUCGAAGAGUGUUUGAACGAUAUGAGGAGAUUCGAUCCUUUCGUAGGCGACCUGGGACUGGUAGAAAGAGAUAUACAACGGAUCGUGAUGACCGCUUUAUUGUGUCAACAAUGUUAAGAAAUCGGCGUCUUAAUGCUAUUCAGGUGCAACAACAGCUCCGUGAAACAAGAGGAGUGACUAUUAGCCAGUGGACAGUAAGAAGAAGAUUGACUAUUAGAUUGUGGACAGUAAGAAGAAGGAAAGUAACAUUACCCCCAAAACACCCGCAAUUGGCCCAAAACUUACCCCAGCUCAUCGUCAAGCACGCCUGCGUUUUGCACGGGAACAUCUGA
Messenger RNA from Sitophilus oryzae (rice weevil), 435 nucleotides. RefSeq lists its product as uncharacterized. The record is from RefSeq and is a predicted model, not a curated record. Lineage: Eukaryota; Metazoa; Arthropoda; Insecta; Coleoptera; Curculionidae. Bases 1 to 435 code for a protein of 144 amino acids. The transcript has a single exon.